Messenger RNA from Acyrthosiphon pisum (pea aphid), 3670 nucleotides. RefSeq names its product lysine acetyltransferase chameau (gene chm). The record is from RefSeq and is a predicted model, not a curated record. The coding region runs from base 139 to 2595 and encodes 818 amino acids. Gene Ontology annotation, biological process: regulation of transcription by RNA polymerase II. Gene Ontology annotation, molecular function: zinc ion binding; transcription coregulator activity; histone H3 acetyltransferase activity. Gene Ontology annotation, cellular component: histone H3-K14 acetyltransferase complex; chromatin; nucleus. The transcript has 12 exons. Lineage: Eukaryota; Metazoa; Arthropoda; Insecta; Hemiptera; Aphididae.
CAGAUAAGAACUAAGUUCGGUUGCAAUAUUUUGUUGUUUUUAUUUUUUAAGUAUUCGACUUUACGUUGAGUUUUCGUAUUUUCCUUUUAAAAACUACUUAAUUGUUUACGGUGCAUAAAUAUUAAUUAAUCCUUCAACAUGACUGUAAAGAAAAAGGAGACUGGAUCUUCAGUAAAUAAGUCAUCAACACCACCUAAAUCUACUGCACGAAAAGAUUUAGCUUCCAGUACAGAUUCCAGUACAAAUAGUUCUAGUAGUUCAUCAUCAUCAACAUCAGGAUCUGAUUCCACAAGUUCAUCUGAUACUGAAAAUUCAUCUACCACUGAAAAUAAUUCUUCUGAAUCAGAAAAACACAAGAAAUCACCAAAGAAAAAAGCAUCCACUUCUUCAGAACCAAAAGUCUCUGAACUUUCUAAAAAACAAUCUUCACCGGACAAAUUUAAAAACAAAACAAAUACAGCUCCUAAAUUAACAGCUGCUAUCUAUACUGAUUCAGAUACAGAUGCAGAGACAAAAACCAAAAGAAAAUUUCCACCAGUAAAACCUAAAGCUACUGCAACAGUUGCAGCAGUUUUAAAAUCACAGGAUAAAAACAAAAAAUCUGAUGUUAAACGUAGUCAAGGACCGAGGUCUAAAGCCACAGCUAUCACUGAUGGAGUUAAGAAACCUGACUCAAAGUCAAAAAGUAUUUUCAGCCCAGAUAAGAUAAACAGUAGUGACAGUGAUCCUCCACCUCCAAAACUUACGCCAAUGAAAAGUGCUACUACACAAAAAGCAUUAGUAAAACCUAGACCAAAAGCAAUGGCAAAAUUAAAAAAACAUUCACCAACUACUAAAACAUCCACCUUAACAUCAGCAAGUUCUGAGUCAUCAGAUACAGAUUCAUCGUUAGAUAAGAAGAUUAAAAAAACAACACAAGAACAACACAAAAAAAAACUUUUAAAUAAAACACCGCAGCCUGCCACAAAAGUUACAAGUGCUAACGAAUCUUCAUCUAGUGGUAAGGUCUCUAGAGGACGUGGCCGACCUAGAAAAUAUCCAGUUCCAGAACCAACUAAAAAUGGUUCAAAUACUAAUUCCAACUCAAAAGCCGGUCAGGACCAAAAACUUGUUACAACUAGAGGAUCUACCAGAGUUAGUCGUAUAUUAGCUGCUAGCCAUAGAACUACGACUGCAACAGAUUCUGAUUCAGAUACAGGAAGUAAAUCAACUAGUACCAGUUGCAAAUCACCUACUAAAAAAUCUCGUGACAAAACACGCAAGCCACUAAAUUGUAAUGAUAAGAGAUUGAAUAGUGGAGGGCUUGUUGAAUUAGAAGAAAGACUUUGUCCAGUUAAUGGUUGUGAUUCAUUAGGUCAUCUAAAUGGCUUAUAUGAGCGUCAUUUUACUUCAGAAGCCUGCCCCAUGUAUCAUAGAUUAACUAUAAAACAAUGUCAAGAAAAUUUAUCUGAACGACUAAAGAAAAAUGAAGAACGUUUAAAGGGUACAUUAAAAUCUAGUUCAGCCGAACAAAAGAACUAUCGAGAUAAAGUUAAAGAAAUGAGAAAUGAUAUCGAUGAUAAAAAAAAAAAUGAAACAAGUAGUGAUACUUCGCAAAGUGACCAAUAUGCUGGUAAAGAUUUAGAGCCUGAUAUACUCAACUGCUCUAAUAUACCAUCCUAUGAUAUUAAGUUAUUUCAAGAAGCACAAGCAGUAGCCAGUGAGAAAAUUGAAGAAGAUUUAAAACAAUUACCAAAUUUUAAAGGCACAAAGUAUUUAGAAAUGGGAAAGUAUGAAAUGGAAGUUUGGUAUCAAAGUCCAUACCCAGAAGAAUAUACACAGGUACCAAAGUUGUACUUAUGUGAAUUCUGUUUACACUACAUUAAAAGCAAAACAGUACUAUUUAGACAUAAACUCAAAUGUGUUUGGAAACAUCCACCUGGCGAUGAAGUUUAUCGGAAAGACCGUAUAUCUGUUUGGGAAGUAGAUGGUAAACGAUUCAAAAUAUUCUGCCAAAAUUUGUGUUUACUUGCAAAAUUCUUUCUAGACCAUAAAACACUUUAUUAUGAUGUAGAACCAUUUUUGUUUUACAUAAUGACUACUCAGGACGAAGAUGGAUGUCAUAUUGUUGGUUAUUUCAGUAAGGAAAAGAAUUCGUUUUUGAAUUUCAACGUGAGCUGUAUAUUAACUUUACCUCCUUACCAAAGGCAAGGAUACGGCAGACUUCUCAUCGAUUUCAGUUAUCUGCUGACCAGAGUCGAGGGUAAAGUCGGUUCGCCCGAAAAACCGUUGUCAGACUUGGGUCUGAUAUCCUACAGAAGUUACUGGAAAGACGUGCUACUGCAGUACCUUUGCGACUUGGGUGGAAAGCAAUUGUCCAUAAAAGACAUGAGUCAAGAGCUGGCCAUCAACUCCUAUGAUAUAGUCAGCACGCUCCAAGCCCUCGGCAUGAUGAAAUAUUGGAAGGGAAAGCACAUCAUACUCAAGAAACAGGAAGUGAUUGACGAGUAUUUGGAAAGGUCAAAACGUCGAGGAUCGGACUAUAAAGAAAUCGACGCGAAAUGUCUGCGAUGGCGGCCACGUUCAGCAGCUCCCGCCCCGGCCGGGCCCACGUGAAAUGUACCUGUUCGCAGUGAAAACAACGCUUAUACACUCACCGCCACGUUCCAGUAUUGUUCCCGGAAACAAGCGAUUGAUCCGGUAGCAAACCAAUCGGUUCGUCGACGUUCGGAGAGGCAAUUAAGUUUUCCGGGCGGAAAAAUCAAUUUGUACCCCUCUUAAUUUUGUUAUUAUUAUUAUUUUACCUAUUUCCGAAGGAAGAUGCAGCGGCGUCACAAUGAAUAGUUAAGCCGAUAUCGUCGUUAUUGGCAUCGAACCCAAUAAGCGCGUCCCCUCGACUGGGGGCUGUUAACGUGCGAUAAAAUAGCACGCGUUUUUCACAAUUAUAAAAUGUGAUAACGACCGAGCAAGAAAAGCAGCGGAUGUCGCCCCAAUGGGUCGGGUCUCGUAUACGGAACGACGACGACGGUGGGAGCUAAACGAGAAUGCAUUUAUUUUGUAUUAAUAAUAAUCUACUUCGUUCUCGGGGCGACGUUCCACCUUUCUGCUCGCCAUCGAAAAGUGCGCGCCGUUCAUAAUCCGACGUUAUGUUUCUCCCUGGUCUCAUUAAUCGAUUAGGAUUUCGCUUUUUUUUUUUUUUUCAUCGUCCCGAUAGUAAAAACCUAAGUCUUUUGUUUUUUUUCCGUUUUUAAAUCGCAUACGGUAGCAACAUAAUAAUAUUACACUGUGCGCACCUAUUAUAAACGUGUCGAUUUACAUAUUAUAAUAUUAUACGCCGACUCCUCGUACACGCUCCACCCACACCUAUACACAAUACUGUAAUAAUAAUAUAGAUAGGGGCACGGUAUACGUCCACCCCUUCGCAGUGUUUUUGCUAAGCCCUUAAAACUCGUACGAUUACAUACACACGCGCAUAAUAUACGUACAAUAUAUAAUAUAUAUUAUAAGGUACCCUACCUAUACCGAGCGAUAUUAUUGUAACUGUGUCCAUCUACAUUUCGACCGCAGCCCUAGUAAGUAUAAUGGUUUACCCUCAACAACCCCCCAAUGCCAUUUUCACCACCACUGUAUCGUGUACAUAAGUACUACCCGUGAACGUGGUGUAGAGAAAUAUUUUGUUCAAAUCGUUUGA